UAUUCUUUUUUUUUGUUUAAAGUAUUGAAAAGAAAAAUUCUUAUGGAGUACCCCCUCCUUUAAUGUUAUUUGAUGAAAUAAAUAGAGAAGAAGAAAUUCAAAGUUUAGAAAACCGUCCAUUAAUAGAUUUAACAGUAACAAGUAGUGAGAACAACAGUCCCUGUUCUUCUCUUCCUCCAAACCAGCCAACAACAACAAUAGAUGAUUCUAAUACAACAACAACAUCUACAGCCACAACAACAACAUUUAUUAGUUUUAGACCCCAAAGAUGCCAAUUUUUAGAAAAUUCUUCAGAAAAUUUUGUUGAAAAUAAAAAUAAUAAUUCUGAAUUUAAUAUACAUCAAAGACGUGCAAAAUCAUUUAGACACUUCCCUAGUACAAAAACUUGUAAUAAUAGUAGAAGAAGUACUAGGUAA
This is a messenger RNA of Meloidogyne enterolobii, 416 nucleotides long. NCBI's taxonomy places the organism in Eukaryota, Metazoa, Nematoda, Chromadorea, Rhabditida, Meloidogynidae. The record is from the annotation of a GenBank genome assembly.